Molecule: messenger RNA, 2415 nt
Organism: Molossus molossus (Pallas's mastiff bat)
Lineage: Eukaryota; Metazoa; Chordata; Mammalia; Chiroptera; Molossidae
Gene: DHX32
Product: DEAH-box helicase 32 (putative)
Exons: 11
Coding region: 1-2235 (744 amino acids)
Cellular component (GO): spliceosomal complex; intracellular anatomical structure
Molecular function (GO): RNA binding
Source: RefSeq, a predicted model, not a curated record
AUGGAAGAAGAGCUGGUGACUCCGGACUCUUCGUCGGAAAGACGCUACUUUCCCGAAUCCCUGGACUCCAGCGAUGGCGAGGAAGACGGGGCUUUGGCCUGCGAGGACUUGGAGCUGAACCCUUUUGAUGGAUUGCCAUACUCCUCCCGUUACUACAAACUCCUGAAGGAAAGAGAGGCUCUCCCGAUAUGGACAGAAAAGUACUCCUUCAUGGAGAACCUGCUUCAGAGUCAAAUCGUGAUCGUGUCCGGAGACGCCAAGUGUGGCAAGAGCUCCCAGGUGCCGCAGUGGUGUGCCGAAUACUGCCUGUCCGUCCACUACCAGCACGGGGGCGUGGUGUGCACGCAGGCCCACAAGCAGACCGCCGUCCAGCUCGCCCUGCGGGUAGCAGACGAAAUGGACGUCAACAUUGGCCAUGAGGUUGGCUACACGAUCCCCUUUGAGAACUGCUGCACCAGUGAGACCAUCCUGAGGUACUGCACCGAUGAGAUGCUGCAGAGAGAGAUGAUGUCCAACCCCUUCCUGGGCAGCCACGGGGUCAUCAUCUUAGAUGACAUCCAGGAAAGAAGCAUAGCAACUGAUGUGUUACUUGGCCUCCUUAAAGGUGUUUUACUAGCAAGACCGGAACUGAAGCUGGUCAUCAACUCCUCACCGCUCCUGCUCCACAAGCUCAGCUCCUACUAUGGAGACAUGCCCCUCGUCGAAGUGAAGAAUAAACACCGCGUGGAGGCGGUGUACCUUGGUGGGGCUCAGAGGGAGUCCUUGGAGUCUGUUUUACGCCUCGUGUUUGAGAUUCACCGCUCUGGUGAGAAGGGGGACGUCGUCGUCUUCCUGGCCUGCGAACAGGAUAUUGAAAAAGCCUACGAAAUUGUCUGUCGAGAAGGAUCUGACGCUAACCCGGAUUUUGGCGAGCUGGUGGUGGUCCCUUUGUACCCAAGAGAGAAAUGUGCGCUGUUCAAGCCAAACGAUGAGAUGGAGAAACGGUGCCAAGUUUACCAGAGGAGGGUGGUGCUGACCACCAGCUCCGGAGAGUCCUUGAUCUGGAGCAAUUCGGUCCGAUUUGUGAUUGACGUGGGUGUGGAAAGAAGAAAGGUGUACAACCCUCGCAUAAGGGCGAGCUCACUGGUCAGGCAACCCAUCAGCCAGAGCCAAGCGGAGGCGCGCAAGCAGAUUCUCGGCUCAUCCUCCUCAGGAAAACUUUUCUGUCUGUACUCUGAAGAAUUUGCCUCCAAAGACAUGCAGCCGCUGAAGCCGGCAGAAAUGCAGGAAGCCAACCUAACCAGCAUGGUGCUGUUUAUGAAGCGGGUCGACAUCGCCGGCUUGGGCCACUGCGACUUCAUGAACAGACCAGCCCCAGAAAGUCUGAUGCAGGCUUUGGAAGACUUAGACUACCUGGCAGCGCUGGACAAUGACGGGAAUCUGUCCGAGUUUGGGAUCAUCAUGUCGGAGUUUCCUCUGGACCCACAGCUCUCAAAGUCUAUCUUGGCGUCCUGUGAAUUUGACUGUGUAGAUGAAAUGCUAACCAUCGCUGCCAUGGUAACAGCUCCUAACUGCUUUUCGCAUCUGCCACAUGGAACUGAGGAAGCUGCCUUGACUUGCUGGAAGACAUUUUUACAUCCUGAAGGCGAUCACUUUACCCUCAUCAACAUUUACAAGGCCUACCAAGACACAGCUCUGAAUUCUGCCAGUGAGCUCUGUGUUGAAAAAUGGUGUCAUGAUUACUUCCUCAACUGGGCCGCCCUCAGGAUGGCAGAAGUCAUCCGAGCCGAACUCCUAGAAAUUAUUAAGCGCAUCGAGCUUCCCUAUGCAGAACCCGCUUUUGGCUCCAGGGAAAACACUCUGAACAUCAAGAAAGCUCUGCUGUCUGGCUACUUCAUGCAGAUUGCUCGGGACGUGGACGGGUCAGGGAACUACCUGAUGCUGACACACCGGCAGGUGGCGCAGCUGCACCCGCUGUCCACUUACUCCAUCAGCAAGAAGACGCCGGAGUGGGUCCUGUUCCACAAGUUCAGCAUCUCCGAGAACAACUACAUCAGGAUCACCUCCGAAACCUCGCCCGAGCUGUUUAUGCAGCUGGCGCCACAGUACUACUUCAGUAACCUGCCUCCCAGCGAAAGCAAGGAUAUUCUACAGCAAGUGGCGGGCCACCUGUCACCUGUCUCGACGGUGACAAGGGAACAGACGAUGGGCGAGAAGUGCCCUGAGGCUGCUGAGCAGAGGUGCGCUCUGCAGUGACGCGCCCGAGCCGCCCAGGGCGUCCGGUAGACACUGGCCCGCCCGCUGGCGGCCCGCGGGGCAGCGACUCCACGGGAAGGAGGCUCUCGGACCCCACGCAGGAGAAUCUUGAAAUAUGACACUUUGUAUAUUAUUUAAAAAUAAAAAAUAGAAGUUUUUAUUGAGUUCUUUAAAUUACUA